This is a messenger RNA of Homalodisca vitripennis (glassy-winged sharpshooter), 2278 nucleotides long. RefSeq lists its product as uncharacterized. The transcript is spliced from 9 exons. The record is from RefSeq and is a predicted model, not a curated record. Bases 141 to 2162 code for a protein of 673 amino acids. NCBI's taxonomy places the organism in Eukaryota, Metazoa, Arthropoda, Insecta, Hemiptera, Cicadellidae.
UUCACUACUCCAAGUAACGAAACGUCAGUGAGUGAUCGUUACAAGCAAUGGCAGCGACCAGCUGUUUGCUGUUGUAAUUUAACCCAUCCACCGAUGACAUAACCUCAAAUACGCCGUGUCUAGUCAUUAGUGCUCUAAAGAUGAAGUGCACCGCGGUAUUACUUAUUCUAGUCGGAAUUCCUGUCUCUAAUUGUCUCAUUAGUCUGUCUGAUGUGGGAGACAUAAUAUCCUUCGCCCACGAAGUGGUCAUAGAUGUGCUCCAGGCUUGGAAACUGGUCAAGCCCUUUGUGGAAGGUGAAGGGCCGGAACAUAUAGACUUGCCCAUACUCAAGGAUAAGGAGAAAAAACUCCUGUCUAAAAUCUCACAGGUGUCAAGAAGGAUGGAACAGGUGGACAAGCUAGUGCAGAGUGCCACAUCUGCAUCCAUGCUCAACCUCAAGCAGGACAUUCCCACUCAGAUCCGCCUGGAGUUACGGAUCGACACGCUUCUAGAACUCAUUUCAAUGAUGAACUUUGCUGAUAACAAGUUCAGAGAGUAUACAGAUGUGGGGGAAGAUGACAAUCGUACAAUAGCUUCUGGGCUAGAGCGGCACACGCUGGAGAGUUUCGCCACCUAUGUAGUUUCUCACAGUCCCAACUCUGUGCAAGGAAUACUGGACCGACUGCAUAGUAUGAUCUAUCCUGAUAGGGAUCAAGGACAUGCCUUCCUUCAUACUGGGAUCCUCCAGCUUAUCCGCCAAGUCCUGCAGGAGGGAGAAAACUCGCUAUGUCACGUUCAACAGUCACCGCACCAAAUCAUCUACAACCUGUACAACUCGCUACAGAUGACUCAGUUGAAGGGCUAUGCAAUGAUGCAGUUCUCUUGGAUGCUACUGCGAGUCUACGGAAAAGGAAAUUUCACUCUGGAGUCUGAACUGAUGCGUGAGCGUUACUUGGAACGAAUGGCGGAACAAGCCAUCUCACUGAAGGAGGCCUUGAGCAACGCUGACGCCGCUUAUUGGAGAUGUGAUCCGAAACAUCACGUGGAGGGUGAAACCUAUGCCCAACUUACUCGACUAUUGCAGGGCUACAUCCAAAAUGAGGUGGACCUCAACUCACAGCAGACAUGCAGAGAGAACUGCGGCUACUAUCAGGUGACCAAACAGCACGGCUGCUACGAGAACAAUUUCUGUGCCAGACAGAGGGGCUGCAACGGAGACAUAGUCGAGUGCCAAUACAUAGACUCUGACAUGUGGGUCUGCCAAGCGGACCCAACACUAUCCAGGAGGCGUUAUGACUGGAUAGAAUUCGAGAAUGGUAGAGUGUUGGGGAAUAAACGAUCGUGUCACCGUACCAGCAAGGUGGAUAGCUGGUGGCGUUGGUUGUUUUGGCACUGCUCCUAUUGCUUCUGCAUCUGCGACGAUGCGACCAACUCAGACCGUUAUUUCAGCCUCCGAAAUGUUCUAUCUUCGACUGACUCAAACAAGGUGAUAACCGGAGUGCGGUUUGUGAAAAUGCACGGCGUGGUCCAUAUCCAGAUCCAAGAAGGAAUCCUGCAGCGUUAUGGUCACAUUGAUGAAACCUCCAUUUCCUGGCAACCCGUGGACAAUUUUCGGACAAGGAACGCUAUCGAGGAUAAGGAUUAUAUGAAAAUGACCUAUUAUAAGCGAGCCAUUGACCUCGAUGACCUAAAGGCACCUCCUGAACAUGUCAUUACAGGAAUCAAGUUCCGCAGGGUGGGAGGACACUUAAAUUUAGAAAUCCGAGCCACUCCAAUAAACUUUACGUCCGGAGAACUCAUCGAACCUGGUAGGAAAGAUCUGUGGAUCAGCAACGACAAUACAGACGGAGCACCGAUAAAACCCAGGACCAGAUUGAAACUAGACUCUCCAGACAAUCCCCUCAAUUCUCUUUCACCAUCCAAGAUUGACUCUGAAAACGAUCAGUAUCUUCAGUUCACGUACUCGGACAUCGACCUGGACGCUGCACAGACCACAGUGCCAUACCUGGACACGCAGAUGGUGUCACCGCAACCGCCCGUGCCGCUCAGUGGAAUCGGCGUCUACCACAAGGGCGUGCGGUGGUUUGGAGGGUUUGUGGGCCUCAAGGUGUUCACAUACAACUAUGGAGACCACAUAGAGGACAGCUUCACCGAACUAAAUGGCAUCGACAGCGUCAAUUAGGCAUUGACACCAUAGUGUAGACCUAUCUAGUAAUCCUAUCAAGACAUUAUUCUAGUUUCUAAUGCAUUUGUACCAAUUGUACCCAAUAAUCUAUGUGAUAAAUAAGUUUUGAUAAA